Messenger RNA from Pseudoliparis swirei, 2270 nucleotides. It is a transcript of the gene gdi2, whose product is annotated as GDP dissociation inhibitor 2. Gene Ontology annotation, cellular component: cytoplasm. The transcript is spliced from 10 exons. Gene Ontology annotation, molecular function: Rab GDP-dissociation inhibitor activity. The coding region runs from base 87 to 1430 and encodes 447 amino acids. The record is from RefSeq and is a predicted model, not a curated record. Gene Ontology annotation, biological process: small GTPase-mediated signal transduction; vesicle-mediated transport; protein transport. NCBI's taxonomy places the organism in Eukaryota, Metazoa, Chordata, Actinopteri, Perciformes, Liparidae.
GCCCCCUUUCUCAUUUCCAGCCCCGCAGAGCUCCAUUUUCUUCUUUCCCGAUAUUCAGAGUAGCGGAGGAGCGAAGACUUGGAAAAAUGGAUGAAGAUUACGACGUCAUCGUCCUGGGCACCGGGCUCACGGAAUGCAUUUUAUCAGGAAUCAUGUCGGUGAAGGGGAAGAAGGUUCUGCACAUGGACCGCAACUCCUACUACGGAGCUGAGAGCGCCUCCAUCACGCCUCUGGAGGAUCUCUACAAGCGCUUCGACAUUCCGGGUAAACCUUCUGAGUCCAUGGGAAAAGGCCGGGACUGGAAUGUGGAUCUCAUCCCCAAGUUCCUUAUGGCCAAUGGUCAGCUGGUGCGCAUGCUGCUGAUCACAAAGGUGACCCAGUACCUGGAUUUCAAAGUGAUCGAGGGCAGCUUUGUGUACAAGGCGGGAAAAAUCCAUAAAGUGCCCUCCACCGAGACCGAGGCUCUGUCAUCAAGUCUGAUGGGGAUAUUCGAGAAGCGGCGCUUCAAAAACUUCCUCCAGUUCAUCUCCAACUUCGACGAGAACAACCCCAAAUCCAUGGAGGACGUGGACCCCAAAAAGACGACCAUGAGGACCAUUUACCAAAAGUUCAAACUGGGCGAUGAUGUCAUGGCCUUCACCGGCCACUCCCUCGCCCUCUACCGCACAGACCACUACUUGGAUGAGCCCUGCAUCGAGACGAUAAACAGGAUCAAGCUGUACAGUGAGUCUCUGGCCAGAUACGGCAAGAGCCCGUACCUCUACCCGCUGUACGGCCUGGGAGAGCUGCCUCAGGGGUUCGCCAGGCUGAGCGCCAUCUACGGCGGGACGUACAUGUUGAACAAGCCCAUCGACGAGAUCGUGAUGAAGGAUGGGAAGGUGGUGGGAGUCAAGUCCGAGGGAGAGAUCGCAAGGUGCAAGCAGCUAAUCUGCGACCCCAGCUACGCCAUGGACCGUGCCACCAAAGUGGGCCAGGUGAUCCGAGUCAUCUGCAUCAUGAACCACCCGGUCGCCAACACGGGCGACAUCAACUCCUGCCAGAUCAUCAUCCCCCAGAGCCAGCUCGGUCGGAAGCACGACAUCUACGUCUGCAUGAUCUCCUUUGCGCACAACGUGGCGGCCCAGGGCAAAUACAUCGCCAUCAUCAGCACCACGGUGGAGACGAAAGACCCCGAGAAUGAGAUCAAGCCGGCCCUGGACCUGCUGAUGCCCAUCGAGCAGAAGUUUGUCAGCAUCAGCGACCAGUACGCCCCCACCGACAUGGGCACCGACAGCCAGGUCUUCAUCUCCCACACGUACGACGCCACGACUCACUUCGAGACCACGUGCGACGACAUCAAGGACAUCUACCGGAGGUUGACGGGCUCAGAAUUUGACUUUGCCGAAAUGGAGCGCAAGAAGCAGGACACCUUCGGCGACGCCUGCGACUAGAGGCGGAGACGCCGCCCGCGACAUCGCCCCCGAUCACCACAGACGACGACGACGUCUGGCAUCUUACACAAAAAUAGUAAAAGAGAAAACUACACAAAAAUUCACACACCGACGGGCCGGCUGCCCAUUGAGGAAGUUUAUGAUAUAUAGAUAUGAUAUAGUGUUGUUGGAUGUGGUUCAGGGGGAGGAGCUAGGUGUUUAAAACCCACACUAGGGGUUAUGCCUCUUAUACAGUAAUACCCGACAUUCUUCUGCCCCAUCGUGUCGAGAUGAUGCAUAAUUCAAAGAUGCAAAAUGAUAAUUCAUAAAACUCUUACAAAGUGGGGGGAAUUUGUGUCAGCGAGGGGGGGGGGGUCGUCGUCCAAUUGUUCCGUCAAUAUAUAAAAUGCAUUUGCAAGAUAAAUAAUAUCUAUACAUCAGUUAUUGGUCUUUGCAAGUAUUAUUUCAUGUCGGGGUGAGAGAGAAGCGUCUUAAAAGUUGAAUCAUGCGAGCAGCGUUCAGAAGGGGGAGGGGCGUGAUAUUUCUAUGUCCAUGUGUUUUCUGUUUUCUUUCGACCCCCUUUCCGUCGCAUCUCAUAAACCAUGCGAGGGCGACUGUAGAUCCCAUAAUGCAUCAGAGAUGUGAGUUCCCGUAUCAUGCAGUGAGUGACGGAGGAGCAUUAGCAGCCGCCUGGUGGGACGUGUGCUUCAUUGUAAUCGCUUACGAAGGACCAAAAUGUGUACUGCAGCAGUAUUGAAUUGAUGAGAGCCCGUUUGGUUUCUUCUGUCUUAAUCAAACACGUCUUGGGCUCAAAUGAUUUCUAUACUGCAAAGUAAAAACUAAAGUUUGUCAAAAAGCCAA